Messenger RNA from Grosmannia clavigera kw1407, 1902 nucleotides. Its product is annotated as arginyl-tRNA synthetase. The record is from RefSeq and is a predicted model, not a curated record. The transcript is spliced from 2 exons. The coding region runs from base 1 to 1902 and encodes 633 amino acids. Lineage: Eukaryota; Fungi; Ascomycota; Sordariomycetes; Ophiostomatales; Ophiostomataceae. Gene Ontology annotation, biological process: mitochondrial translation; arginyl-tRNA aminoacylation. Gene Ontology annotation, cellular component: mitochondrion; cytoplasm. Gene Ontology annotation, molecular function: ATP binding; arginine-tRNA ligase activity.
AUGGCGACUAUCGCCAACUUGGAGGGUCUUCUGGCCGGAAUCGGACUAGAGACUCCAGUGCCGCAGUACCAGGCGGCUGACAUACUCGCCAAGCCAAUCGACAUUUACCGCAGCUACCUGGCAGCAUUUCUCUCAUCUGCCCUCACUCUAGACGCUGCUAUGGUCUACGAAGCAAUCAAUGUGACGAGUGACGUCUCUAGGAGUGAUCUUGAUGUGGUCAUACCUCGCCUAAAGCUUGAGACCGCAGAUGUUAGGCGGGAUCUACGUUCUGUCAACCUACCUCGCUUGUUGCUGCCCUACAUCAGCAGCCGUGGCGCUUCGUACGGCCAAGAGACCUCACAUGGACUGAAAGAUCCGUUGGCGCCCGAGAAAGGUCGGAAGAAAGUCGUGGUGGAAUUCUCAUCACCGAGUGUUUCCAUCGAUUUCAACGAUACCCAUCUGCGUAGCACAAUCGUCGGCUCUUUCGUUGCCAACCUGUACGAGUGUAUGGGAUGGGAUGUUGUUCGGCUCAAUUACCUCGGCGACUGGGGCAAGCCAAUCGGCCUGCUUGCUGUGGGGUGGCAGCGCUAUGGCUCAGAGGAUGCACUGAAGGAGGAUCCUAUCGGCCACUUGUUCGACGUAUGUUCCAAAAUCAGUGAGGAUUUUAAGCCGGAGCAGCAGGCAAGCAAGAAGGCCAAGGAAGACGGCUUAGACACGGCCGGGAUCGAGGGCCAAGGAAUCUAUGCUGAGCGCGAUGCCUUCUUCAAAAUGAUGGAAGAGGGAGAUGAAGAGGCCCUGGCUCUGUGGAAGCAAUUCCGCGAUAUUACCAUCAGCGACCUUGAGAGCGCCUACAAGCGGAUGGGCGUUCGCUUCGAUGAGUAUGUGGGUGAAUCGCAAGUGAAGCCGGAGACCAUGGCCGAGGUGGAAGCUGUCCUGAAGGAGAAGGGGGUGCUUGAAGAGAGCAAUGGGUCCUGGAUCAUUGACUUUCCCAAGCACGGCGGCAAGAAGGGGCUGGGCAUUGCCAUUAUUCGCGGGCGGACGGGCUCGUCGACGUAUCUGCUGCGCGACAUUGCGGCGGUGAUCGACCGAGAGCGUGCCUACGGCUUCGACAAGAUGCUGUACGUCGUCUCGAUCCGACAGGAGACGCACUUUUCCAAGAUCUUUACCGCCCUGGAUCUCAUGGGCCGUUCCGACCUGCUGGACAAGCUUCAGCAUGUCAGCAUUGGACGGAUCCAGGGUAUUUCUGAGCGGAUCAAGGAUGCCCACACUCUGGGUGCGAUUCUUGAUCAGAGCGCCCAGCUUAUACGCGAUGCCAUGGCCACUGGGAAAGAGACAAGCCACGGGGGCGAGUCUGGUACGCCGCCGGCAGAGGAAGUCGUUGCCGCUGUUGCUGUUGGUGACAGCAUAACAGUCGGUGCCCUGUUCGGCCAAGAUAUGGCGCACAAGCGCAUCAGCAGCUCCGUCUUCGAUGUCAGGCGGAUGGCGUCUCUGGACGGAAACACGGGACAGGGGCUGCAGGCCAGUCACACGCAACUCGCGCUCGUCAUUAGGAAGCUAAAAGAGCAGAUAGCCGGCACGCCCGAGACUGAUCAAGCUCCACCGGAAUACGACUCCCUGCAGAAAAAUGAGGCGGUGGAUCUCUUGCGUCUGAUGGCGCAGUAUCCGGACGUGACCACUUCGGCGUUUCGCUCGCUGGAGCCACAUGCAAUACUGUCAUAUCUGUACCGCCUUAAUGAUGCCAUACACUCUUGCAUCAAUCCAUCGGAUGGAGAAGAGGAAGGUGGAGAUGCACCGACAGAGGCGGCCAGCACUGUGGAGCCGGAGUCAGUGGGAGAACAGAAGGCGUUUCUGUCAUUGUAUGAAAAUGCGUGUCAGGUGCUCGAGAACGGGCUACAGCUGUUGAGCAUACCUACCGUGGCGUGA